GGAAGUCCAAAAUAUCUCCAGAACACGCUGUCCUGCUGGUUCUCAUGGCUCUCUUGGUCAUUGCAGUCUUUGCUCUGAGCAUCAGAAGCUUUUAAAAGCUCCCCGUUUCUCCUGACCUGCAGUUCUCUUUCAGACUCCCAGCAGAAUCAUGCCUGAAGUUGAGGUAACAUACUCUGAGGUGAAGUUCACCAAAUCAGUGCCCAAAGAUAAUAAUUCUUCAUCGACUGACACCACUUAUGCUGAAGUCCAGAUUUCGAAACAGGAAGACACAAAGGAUUUAUCUAUUCACGUUCAAAAAAAAGAGGCAGAUGUUCAACAACCGGACAGGAAGUCCAAAAUGUCUCCAGCGGUUCUGGUGGUUCUCAUCAGUCUCGUCGUUCUCUUGGCAGCUGCUGCUAGCGGCCUGGUUGCACUUUAUAUAACGAACAACAAAGCUCUCCAAAGCCUGAAUGAGGAGAUCGACAUGUUGAAGAAAAACAUCUCACAAAGCAUCGACCAGCCUACAUCUCCACCACCAGCAACGUGUCCAUCUUGUCCCGCCACGCCUUCUAGUCCUACUUCUGGAACCACAGAACCGCUGCUACCAACAAGUCCUCCUUCAACAAGUCCUCCUUCAACAAGUCCUCCUUCAACAUGUCCUCCUUCAACAUGUCCUCCUUCAACAUGUCCUCCUUCAACAAGUCCUCCUUCAACAUGUCCUCCUUCAACAUGUCCUCCUUCAACAUGUCCACCAACUAAUACAACAAGAAAUCUGACAUGUGAAGCAGGAUGGGAGAAACAUGGAGGAAGUCUUUAUUAUUUCAACACCAGUAAAUCCUCCUGGACUGACAGCAGACGUUCCUGCGCUGAUCUGGGAUCAGACCUGGUGAAGAUCGACAGCAGAGAGGAGCAGGUGUUCCUCAUAGGAAGAGUGAGAGACUUAAUGAAGGAUAAUCAGGAUAAGUUCUGGAUCGGACUGACAGACUCAAAGGAAGAAGGAAAAUGGCUCUGGAUGGACGGAUCAGCUCUGGAUCAAAGUUUGAGUUUUUGGAAUCAGACCCAACCUGACAACAAGAGUCCUGCUCAUUCAGCUGAAGCUGAAGCUGACUGUGUGAGGAUGGGAAAGAAAGAAAAGAAAGGAGGAUCUGAUGAUCUGAAGUCCUGGUUUGAUACGUCCUGUAAACGUCCUCAGAAAAGUAUCUGUGAGAAAACAGCUAAACUGAGUUCAAGUGUUUGAAGUUUAAGAUCAAGAAGCUGCAGAGAUGAAGGUUUUAUAAACAUGUUGUCACAUUUAACAUUUAUUCCUUAAAAUGUUAACAUACUCUUUAAAUUUUCCAUCAAAAUUAUUUUUCCUUGAUUUGUUUUAAUGUUAAACUCAUUAUUAUUAUUGGCUGUAUAAGCUGUAAAAGCCUCGACUGGCCAACAGCAAACAGGAAGUUUGUUUCCUGUUGUGCAUCAGAUUAAUACGCUCCUUCCUCCACUUCCUGUUUUUACAUUUAGACUUUUAAAAGCUAAGAUGUUUCCUUCUUGAAAUGGUUAUUUUUUAAAGAACAACAUAUAGCCUUACAGCUAAAAACAAUGUGUUGCUAUAGCGAUGUCAUCUGCCCUUUUCAUGUUUCCGUUUUAUUCUUCACUCUGUUAACUUAUCUAUAAUUACAGGCUGAGGUCAUUUUUAAAACACCAGUUUUCGUUUGAAGUGAUGUUUCUGUUUCUAAAUGGUUCAUGGGCGUCUAGGAUGAAUCUGGAAGAUAUCUGGUUCAUUAAUUUGUCUUUUUGAUCUCUGGAAACAGUUUUAGAUGUUUAUUAGAUCUAAAUGUAGAAAUGUUGUAUC
Molecule: messenger RNA, 1810 nt
Organism: Poecilia latipinna (sailfin molly)
Lineage: Eukaryota; Metazoa; Chordata; Actinopteri; Cyprinodontiformes; Poeciliidae
Product: CD209 antigen-like protein E
Exons: 10
Coding region: 149-1216 (355 amino acids)
Biological process (GO): cellular response to molecule of fungal origin
Molecular function (GO): (1->3)-beta-D-glucan binding
Source: RefSeq, a predicted model, not a curated record